AUGGCGGCGUCUGCGUCUACAGCUGCCGGGGAAGAGGACUGGGUCCUUCCGUCUGAAGUCGAAGUAUUAGAGUCUAUCUAUCUGGAUGAACUACAGGUGAUGAAAGGAAGUGGCAGCUCCUCACCCUGGGAGGUCUGUAUCACUCUGCACCCUGCCACCGCAGAGGUCCAGGACUCGCAGUUCGUCUGCUUCACUCUGGUACUUCAGGUCCCCGUACAGUAUCCCCACGAGGUGCCACAGAUCUCCAUCCGUAAUCCCCGAGGACUUUCAGAUGAGCAGAUCCACAAGAUCUCACAGGCGCUGGACCAGGUGGCCAAGGAGGGACUAGGCACAGCCAUGCUCUAUGAACUCAUUGAGAAAGGGAAGGAAAUUCUCACAGACAACAAUAUCCCCCAUGGUCAGUGUGUCAUCUGCCUCUAUGGUUUCCAGGAAAAGGAGGCCUUCACCAAAACACCCUGUUACCACUAUUUCCACUGCCACUGCCUUGCUAGGUACAUCCAGCACAUGGAGCAAGAGCUGAAGACACAAGGACGGGAACAGGAGCGACACCAUGGUGUCAGCAAACAGAAGGCAGUCGGUGUGCAGUGUCCUGUGUGCAGGGAGCCCCUUGUGUAUGAUCUUGCCUCGCUGAAAGCAGCCCCUGAACCCCAACAACCCAUGGAGCUGUACCAACCCAGUGCAGAGAGCUUGCGCCAACAGGAAGAGCUCAAGCUGCUGUAUCAGAGGCAGCAGGAGAAAGGUGGCAUCAUCGACCUUGAGGCUGAACGGAACCGGUACUUCAUUAGCCUUCAGCAGCCUUCUGCUGCUCUUGAACCUGAGUCAGUUGUAGAUGUCUCCAGAGGACUCCAAGCACCCACUGCCCUUUCUGCAGAACAAUCUGCUUCCCCAGCUGCCCCAUCAGCUCUGCCAACUCCUCUACCCAUGGCUACCCAGUAUGUGUACGAGAAGACUCUAGGGGCUGGGCCAAAUCAACAGAGGCUGGAGGAAACCCAGAGAUCCAUGCUAGAUCCUCCACGACCUGGCCGUGGCUCUUGGCGACAGUAUGAUCGGAGGCACCCAAAAGGAGGGGAGUGCUGUGCCCCAAAAGGUACCAGUGACAUCCACAAACUGCCAUCUGAGAAGCCUCUCAAGGAGCCUGUGGACUUAAAGGCAGAACCCCGUAACAAAGGGCUCUCAGGUCUUCCUCAGGAGAAGGGGCCUAGUAGCUGGCAGGGCCCCACAGCUCGCAGGACUCGGGACUGUGCUCGCUGGGAACGCUCCAAAAGCCGUACACCAGGUCCUUCCUACCCCCACCUACCUCGGGGACAGGGCGCAUACCGGUCUGGUACUCGCAGGGAGCCCCUGGGCUUGGACUCUGAGGAACGUUCCUAGCAGUACUGUGGGGGGACAGGGAAUUGGGGUGGGAGGGAGGCAAUAAAGAGGUUUGGCCUUCUUUGCUUAACAGCACCUAGCUUGUGUGAUACGAUUUUUUUCUAAGUUGCUACUAGAUUUGGGUAUGGCAGGGGGCUCCCACCUUUGCUCUAAGUCUGUUUACCAAUGGCACUAGGGUGAAAAGGGUCUUCCUUCCCUGUCAGUGUGGUCAGUUU
Acomys russatus (golden spiny mouse) is the source of this 1586-nucleotide messenger RNA. RefSeq names its product ring finger protein 25 (gene Rnf25). NCBI's taxonomy places the organism in Eukaryota, Metazoa, Chordata, Mammalia, Rodentia, Muridae. Gene Ontology annotation, cellular component: nucleus. The transcript is spliced from 10 exons. The record is from RefSeq and is a predicted model, not a curated record. Gene Ontology annotation, biological process: protein ubiquitination. Bases 1 to 1371 code for a protein of 456 amino acids. Gene Ontology annotation, molecular function: ubiquitin protein ligase activity; protein binding.